Molecule: messenger RNA, 1472 nt
Organism: Kogia breviceps (pygmy sperm whale)
Lineage: Eukaryota; Metazoa; Chordata; Mammalia; Artiodactyla; Physeteridae
Gene: NPTX2
Product: neuronal pentraxin 2
Source: RefSeq, a predicted model, not a curated record
CCCGACGGCGCCCGCUAGCCAGCUAGCCCGCCCGCCCGCGGAUGCUGGAGUGAGCGCGGCAGCGGCGGGAUGCUGGCGCUGCUGGCCGCUGGCGUGGCGCUCGCCGUGGCCGCCGGGGCCCAAGACGGCCCGGCGCCCGGCAACCGCUUCGUGUGCACUGCUUUGCCCCCGGAGGCGGCGCGCGCCGGCUGCCCACUGCCCGCGAUGCCCAUGCAGGGCAGCGCGCUGAGCCCCGAGGAGGAGCUGCGGGCCGCGGUGCUGCAGCUGCGUGAGACCGUCGUGCAGCAGAAGGAGACGCUGGGCUCGCAACGCGAGGCCAUUCGCGAGCUCACGGCCAAGCUGGCGCGCUGCGAGGGGCUUGCGGGGGGCAAGGCGCCGGGCCGGGCGGCCUCGGGCAAGGACACCAUGGGCGACCUGCCGCGGGACCCUGGCCACGUCGUGGAGCAGCUCAGCCGCUCUCUGCAGACCCUCAAGGACCGCCUGGAGAGCCUCGAGCACCAGCUCCGAGUGAACGUGUCCAGCGCGGCGCUGCCCGGCGACUUUCGGGAGGUCCUCCAGCGGCGGCUGGGGGAGCUGGAGAGGCAGCUGCUGAGCAAGGUGGCCGAGCUGGAGGAUGAGAAGUCCCUGCUCCACAAUGAGACCUCGGCUCACCGCCAGAAGACGGAGAGCGCCCUGAACGCGCUGCUGCAGAGGGUGACCGAGCUGGAGCGAGGCAACAGUGCUUUCAAGUCGCCCGAUGCCUUCAAAGUGUCCCUCCCCCUCCGCACGAACUACCUGUACGGCAAGAUCAAGAAGACGCUGCCCGAGCUGUACGCCUUCACCAUCUGCCUGUGGCUGCGGUCCAGCGCCUCGCCGGGCAUCGGCACCCCGUUCUCUUACGCGGUGCCCGGGCAGGCCAACGAGAUCGUGCUUAUAGAGUGGGGCAACCACCCCAUCGAGCUGCUCAUCAACGACAAGGUCGCGCAGCUGCCCCUGUUUGUCAGCGACGGCAAGUGGCACCACAUCUGUGUCACCUGGACGACGCGGGACGGCAUGUGGGAGGCCUUCCAGGACGGGGAGAAGCUGGGCACCGGGGAGAACCUGGCCCCGUGGCACCCCAUCAAGCCGGGGGGGGUGCUGACCCUCGGGCAGGAGCAGGACACGGUUGGGGGCAGGUUCGACGCCACUCAGGCGUUCGUGGGGGAGCUCAGCCAGUUCAACGUAUGGGACCGCGUCCUUCGGGCACAAGAAAUCAGCAGCAUCGCCAACUGCUCCACGAACAUGGCAGGCAACAUCGUCCCCUGGGUGGACAACAACGUGGACGUGUUUGGAGGGGCUUCCAAGUGGCCGGUGGAGACCUGCGAGGAGCGUCUCCUUGACUUGUAGCCGCCUGCUUCUCUGUCCGGGAGGCGGGGGUCGGGCCGUUCCCCUUACUCCCCCGGUGGAGCUGUGUAUAAACCUCCUGCCGUAGCGCGCCAGGACCCCCAAAGCCC